UUGGUGAAAAGUUGUGGCAGGAUACAAUUGAAAUUGGUGAUAAGAUUUAUUUCACUAUGCUGCAUUUACGUCCGAUUGCUCUACUGCUGAUCGGGCUAGUGGUCCUGGUGAAUGCUCAAACCUUCCAGUACUCCCGUGGAUGGACCAACGGGAAGCGGUCAUCUUCAGUAGAACCCGCUGCCGGUCAGGCAUUGGGUUCGGGUCUAACAAUAGGAGGAUUAAGCUCAUUGAAAGCUAAUGAAAAGGCCUUGUUGCGACGUUUCUUGCGGAACCCGUGUGAUUUGCGCAUCGCUAACCUACUGGCAGGACACCCCAACAAACAGCUGUUCCAGCUGGCUGGCACUAACCUGGACAGCGCCGAAUCGGCGGGAUCUGCAUUCGUCCUGCCGCAGUUUCUAAUUGACCCCGAUGAAGGCAAUGGCAUCGGUGGUGGCCUCGGCGGUAAUUUGCUCAACGGUCGCCCAAUCGAGGACGAAGUGCGCUUCAAACGCGGUGUAUCCACCGGUUUCAGUGAUCCUCGUCAGAAAAUUGCCUAAACUUCGUUCGCAUCAAAUGCCGUCAUCACAUGCCAUCACCACCACCACCACCACCAGUUAGACCGGCCACCCGGUGAUCCAAAAUCAGCGGAAACAGGUGCUUCGUUCCGGGAUUGCCCACGUGGCCGCCAAACGCCAAGCGAUAUAAUGAUCCUCCGGCAUGAGGAGGUUAGAAGUGAUUAUCCCAGAUUGCCGUUUGUUGAAGUUUGACGUGAUGUCCUCAGCGUAGUUCUUCACAUGCUUUCCUCGUCAGUCGUUACUUCGUUUCCGGGUGUAAUUGACCUUGGAGGUACUGUGUCCCACUGCAGCCGGUGUGAUCACGCAUCAUCCAUCAUCUAAGCAACAAGACGCAGUAUUUCGGGCGGUUCAAUUACGUAACGGACUGUGCAAAAAGUGUAUUAUAAAAAUGAAGAUAAAGAUAAGGCAUCUUGUCACAUUGAAGCAAAGUAGGCGUUUUGUUUGUUUACUGCCAGCCGUCCCAAGGGAAGAUCUUGGCGAACUUAACAAGCCGGAAUCCGGAAGGCGCCGAUUACGGUUGCACGUGAAGGUAUACAUGGGAGCUGUGUCGAAAUUGAGCUGUCCUUGUUGCAGACGGACGAUCCGGACCCCGUUGCACGCGGUGCAGGUAAUUGGAAGGUUCGGUCGGUCGACCUUUGUGGGUUGGUUGGGAUCGGUCAAAUUAUGGGUUUGCUCCUUGAUGACCUUCUAUGCCCGUCCGGUAUGAGGUAGCUUCCCUUCUGGCGAUAAACAUGAAUAGUUAAACGGAUGGAUUCGUUGGUGGCGGUUUUAGAAAGUCUACUUGUUUCAAUUCCGUAGUUCGUGAGUCAUUUCCGAGCAAAUUAGCGCACGUUAUUAAACCCAGAUAGUGACAAGCAAGGAGAUAAAGUGCUUGUAGGUUAUGUGAAAUUUGUCAUUGGGGGUGAAAAAAGUAGUUUGUUAGCUUAAAUGGGA
Messenger RNA from Anopheles nili, 1487 nucleotides. Its product is annotated as pro-corazonin-like. Bases 57 to 536 code for a protein of 159 amino acids. Gene Ontology annotation, molecular function: corazonin receptor binding. The transcript is spliced from 3 exons. Gene Ontology annotation, biological process: positive regulation of heart contraction. The record is from RefSeq and is a predicted model, not a curated record. Lineage: Eukaryota; Metazoa; Arthropoda; Insecta; Diptera; Culicidae.